Messenger RNA from Castor canadensis (American beaver), 3280 nucleotides. It is a transcript of the gene Adgrf3, whose product is annotated as adhesion G protein-coupled receptor F3. The record is from RefSeq and is a predicted model, not a curated record. Gene Ontology annotation, molecular function: G protein-coupled receptor activity. Gene Ontology annotation, cellular component: membrane. Gene Ontology annotation, biological process: adenylate cyclase-activating G protein-coupled receptor signaling pathway; cell surface receptor signaling pathway. NCBI's taxonomy places the organism in Eukaryota, Metazoa, Chordata, Mammalia, Rodentia, Castoridae.
UGCUCCUUGGAUCCUUGGUCUAGACCUUGGGAGAACCUGGGCACAUACUCUCACAGGGGCUAUUGGGCUCCAGGUGGCACCAAUGACCUGGAUGGCCAUUUGACUCAGAGUCACGGGCUGUGACACUUCCUUUGUAAAUUUGGCCCUGGCUCCCUUCCACUCUUCCCUCCCAUCCAUCUGUGCACUGGCCGCCAGCUCUUUAGAAGGAAAUUUGCAUCAUGCAGAAGCUAGAGGGCUCUUAGGGACUUGCUCCGUUGAGCCAUGGUUUGUCCGGCUGUCCCCCAGCUGCUCGUGGUUAUGAUUUUUCCCCUGCUGGGGUCACUGGUUGCCCCCACAUCCCAGCCUGAACAGGGUCAGGCUGGAGAGGACUCUGGACAGCAACUGGACCAAGGGUCUGGAGAAUGGGAAUCAGUCUCGGUCUCUGUCUAUGUACGUCUGGAAUUUUCAGGCAGGACCUUGCCACCAGCCCUCUCCGAGGUCCUGUCUCUCCCCCAUGCUUCAGCAUCCUCUUCCCACGGAACUCUCACUGGCCUCAGCUUCACUACAGGGUGCAAUGACAAUGGCACGGAUUACAUCCACUGUGUUUGUCUCUCCGGCUACCAGUGGAAUGCCAGGCUCUGCUCCCAAAACCCUUCCUGCCACCCUGACCUCCAGUCUUGUGAUUGUCUCAUCUUCCAGCACCCUGUCCCUGGCUACUGCCAGUUACUGCCACCUGGUGAGGAGGCCCCCAUCUUCUUCCUUCCUGCAGUCCCGGGGAACCUGAGCCUGAACUCCCCACUGCAGAUGCCUGGCAACACGCUCAAUCUCACUCUCCUCACAAGCCAGCAAGCCACUGAACUGAACUGGUUCUUGAAGCAACCAAGGAACUCCAGACCCAUCCUCCUGCAGCCAGGGAGACAGGUGUCUCUGACCUCCAGCCAGAGCCAGGCUGCGCUCAGCAUCAUUCACAUGUCCCACGACUGGGCAGGUGAGUACCUGAGCAUCUUUGAGGCCCAGGGAUUCAGGUGGAAGCUACACCAGUUGGUACAAGUGCCCUUGCAGGAGACAGAAGUGGCUCGAUUUCCAGACCAGCUGUCCAUCUCCUGCGCAAACUCCUCUGGCUUCCAGCUGAGCUGCUGCUUCCCCAUGACAAACCUGGCCUACAGAGCUGCCUGGAGCCCCAUGGAGGACAGCCAAGUCUCUUUAUACAACAUAUCAGACUCUCAGUGCCUUGUGUUGGCCGCUCAGCACUGCCCAGGAGCUGACACCACAUAUACUUGUGUCCUGCAGAGCCAGGACCUGGCUCCUGUCAAAACUCCCAUCACCAUCACUAUCAUCCAGGAUGGAGACACCACCUGCCCUGAGGAUUUCUCAGUUAGUGCCUGGAAUGUCACCAAGGCUGGCCACGUGGCCCAGGCCCCAUGCCCCAGGAACAAGAAGGGCAUGAUGAAGAGGCCCUGUGGUCCUAGUGGAGUCUGGGGGCCCGUCCAGAAUGACUGCACAGACAGAGGGAUCCUGACCUUGUCUACUGAGGCCAGGCUGCUUCGAGCAGGCCAGGGCAGGCCUGAUGAAGAGGUGCCGCGGAUCUUGAAACAGCUGCCGAGGCAGGUGGAGGCGGCAAGCUCACCCUCUGACUUACGGGAACUGUUGAGCGCUGUGAUGUUUCUAGCUGAAGUGGUGGUAGAGGCCAGAAUGCAGCUGGACCACAAUGCAAUGAAGGAUCUCCUGACCACUACUGACAAGGUCCUAGAUGUGAAGAUCAGCUCCCUGUGGACCCUAGCCAAGGCCCAGAAUCCCCCGAUGGUCUCGGGUUUCCUGUGGGCUGUGGAGGCCCUGGUACGCAGACUGUGUCCAUGGGAUCACCCCUUCUCCUUCAGCUCGUCCAAUGUGCUGCUGCACAGCCAGCUCUUCAGACCCACAUUUCCUGGUGACUACCAAAUAUCCUUCUCCACUCCGCCUCUCCUGCAGGCACAGAUUCCCAGGCACUCGCUGGCUUCACUGAUGCAUAACAAAACCAACAUCAGUAUAACUAGCUUGGUGCUUCAAAAACUGGCCCACCUUUUGCCCCCAAACUAUGGACAAGGGCUGAGGGGCUCCCCGUAUGCCGUUCCUGGCAUGGUCCUCAUCAUGUCCAUCACAUCAGGUGGCCAGGCCCUCACCAAUGCAGAGAUCAUCAUGGACUUUGGGGACACAAAUGGCACCCUGCACUGUGUCUUCUGGGACCACAAUCUCUUCCAGGGUGAGGGAGGCUGGUCAGAUGAAGGGUGCCAGGCACAAGCAACCAAUACCACCCCCACCACUCAGUGCAUCUGCCAGCAUCUCACUGCCUUCUCCAUCCUUAUGUCCCGACAUGUUAUUCCAAAAGAUCCUGUCCUGAAGCUGCUCAGUGGGUUGGGCCUGGGAGCUUCCAUACUGGCGCUGCUCAUGUGCCUGGCUGUGUACAGGCUGGUGUGGAGAGUGGUGGUACGGAACAGGGUUGCUUUCUUGCGCCACACUGCCCUGUUUAACAUGGUGAUCUGCCUGCUGAUUGCAGAUACCAGCUUCAUGGGAGCCCUUUUCCUUCCUCUUCAGCACAGAAGCCCACUUUGCUUUGCCAUUACCUUCCUGUGGCAUUAUUUCUACCUGGCCACCUUUUUCUGGAUGUUGGCGCAGGCCCUGGUGUUGGCUCACCAGUUGCUUUUUGUCUUCCAUCAUCUGUCCAGGCAUGUAGUUCUCUCCCUGAUGGUGACCAUUGGCUACUUGUGCCCACUGGGGCUUGUAGGUGUCUCCCUGGGGGUCUACCUGCCCCAAGGGCUAUACCUGCGGGAAGAUAAAUGCUUCAUUAAUGGAAAUGAAGCGGCGCUGUACACCUUUAUGGGGCCAGUGUUGACCAUCGUGUGUGUGAAUGGGAUCGUCCUAGCCAUAGUCGUGCUGAAGCUGCUGAGACCUUCACUGUCAGAGGGGCCCCCAGCGGAGGAGAAGCGGCAAGCUUUUCUGGGCGUGCUCAAAGCUCUGCUCCUUCUCACACCCAUCUUUGGCCUUACUUGGGGACUGGGUGUGGCCACUCUUAUAGAGGAAGUCUCUAUGGUCCCUCAUUAUGUCUUCACCAUUCUCAACACCCUCCAGGGUGUCUUCAUCUUCGUGUUUGGAUGCCUUGCAGACAAGAAGGUACAAGAGGCCUUGCGCAAACACUUCUGUCACACCCAAUCUCCCAACUCCACCAUCUCCCUGGUGAGUGCUGGCUGCAAAGCCUCAGCUUUCCCUGAAAGCACAGCUAGGAGCAGAGAGAAGAUUACGGGUUUUUAGAACGAGCAGGUUUCAG